AUGCCGCAGCAGAGGGGGGCCCUCUUCUACACUCCGGCUCAGAAAUCACCAUCAGGCACCACAACGGGCGUCAAAGAUGGCACAGAGAUGCCGAAGCUCUUUACACCUCUUACCGUCCGGGAUGUAACCUUCCAAAGCCGGAUCUCCCUGGCCCCCUUGUGUCAGUACUCUGCCAAGGACGGCUACGCCACAGACUUGCAUCUUGCUCAUUUGGGUGGUAUCGUCCAGCAAGGCCAGGGCUUAGCUUUUAUGGAGUCAACUGUGGUCCAGAAAGAAGACCGCAUCACACCUCAGGAUAUUGAGCCAGAAGAUUGGCAUACAGCUAGCCACGACAGAAGAAAGUCGAGCACCGUGGCAUCGUUCCUCCACAAGAACGCAAUAGCUACACUAGAAGUUGGAGGAUGGCCUGAUGAGGUGCAUGCCCUUUCUACUCUCCACUGCAGCGACAAGUGCCCCCAGCCCAAAGAAUUGACCCUGGACCAAAUCGAUGCCUUUCGAGUCGCCUUUUUCGAUGCGACAAAGCGAGCUGUCAAGGCUGGUUUCGACGUUGUUGAAAUUCACGCUGCUCACGGGUAUCUCACCCAUCAGUUCCUCAGUCCAAUCAGCAGCUAG
Messenger RNA from Fusarium falciforme, 612 nucleotides. RefSeq names its product Oxidored-FMN domain-containing protein. The record is from RefSeq and is a predicted model, not a curated record. Gene Ontology annotation, cellular component: intracellular anatomical structure. Gene Ontology annotation, molecular function: NADPH dehydrogenase activity; NADP binding; FMN binding. The transcript has 2 exons. Lineage: Eukaryota; Fungi; Ascomycota; Sordariomycetes; Hypocreales; Nectriaceae. The coding region runs from base 1 to 612 and encodes 203 amino acids.